This is a messenger RNA of Glycine soja, 1853 nucleotides long. Its product is annotated as protein DETOXIFICATION 21-like. The coding region runs from base 110 to 1594 and encodes 494 amino acids. The transcript is spliced from 8 exons. The record is from RefSeq and is a predicted model, not a curated record. Gene Ontology annotation, biological process: xenobiotic detoxification by transmembrane export across the plasma membrane. Gene Ontology annotation, cellular component: membrane. Gene Ontology annotation, molecular function: antiporter activity; xenobiotic transmembrane transporter activity. Lineage: Eukaryota; Viridiplantae; Streptophyta; Magnoliopsida; Fabales; Fabaceae.
CAACUUGAACUUGAAUAUAUAUAAUGGUUCAACUCUUUGUUUAUUUUAAACAAACGCCAUUCUCUCUUUCUCUCUUUGACCAAUCCCAAACCCAAAACAAAAAAUAAAAAUGGAGGGGGAUCUGAAGCAGAAGCUGUUGAGAAGAAGAAAGGAAGAGGAAGAAGAAGAAGAAGAAGAGUUAUCAUUGGCCAAGAGGGUGUGGAAUGAGAGCAAGGUUAUGUGGAUAGUGGCGGCACCAGCCAUAUUCACAAGGUUUUCCACCUUUGGAAUCAGUGUUAUAAGCCAAGCUUUUGUUGGCCAUAUUGGUUCUAAGGAAUUGGCCGCUUAUGCUCUCGUUUUCACCGUUCUCAUUAGGUUCGCCAAUGGUGUUCUGUUAGGAAUGGCGAGUGCGUUGUCAACACUUUGUGGACAAGCAUAUGGGGCAAAAGAAUAUGGCAUGAUGGGAGUGUAUCUUCAAAGAUCAUGGAUAGUUUUGUUCUUAACUGCAGUCUGUCUUCUUCCUGUGUUCAUCUUCACAAGCCCCAUUUUGUUGCUCUUGGGCCAAGAUGAGAGCAUAGCACAAGUGGCAGGAAACAUUGCUCUUUGGUCAAUCCCUGUCAUGUUUGCUUUCAUUGUCUCGUUCACUUGCCAGACAUUCCUGCAAUCUCAAAGCAAGAACAUCAUCAUUGCGUUCUUGGCGGCUUUUUCGAUAGUCAUUCACGUGUUUCUCUCCUGGCUUUUGACAAUGAAGUUCAAGUUUGGGAUUCCUGGUGCUAUGAUUUCAGCAGGCUUGGCAUACUGGAUUCCUAAUAUUGGUCAACUCAUAUUUGUCACAUGUGGUUGGUGCUCUGAUACAUGGAAAGGUUUCACAUUUUUGGCAUUCAAAGACCUCUGGCCUGUUGUCAAGAUGUCCCUUUCAGCUGGUGCCAUGUUAUGUCUUGAGCUCUGGUACAACACAAUAUUGGUUCUUUUGACGGGUAACAUGAAAAACGCGGAGGUUGAAAUUGAUGCUCUAUCCAUAUGUCUCAACAUCAAUGGAUGGGAAAUGAUGAUAUCACUUGGUUUCAUGGCUGCAGCAAGUGUUCGAGUGGCAAAUGAACUUGGAAGAGGAAGUGCCAAAGCUGCAAAGUUCUCUAUUAUUGUGUCAGUGCUCACAUCAUUGGCCAUCGGAUUCCUUCUGUUCAUAUUCUUCUUAUUUUUUAGAGAAAGACUUGCAUAUAUAUUUACCUCAAAUAAAGAGGUGGCCUUUGCUGUUGGGGAUUUGUCACCUUUGUUGUCGGUCUCUAUAUUACUGAACAGUGUUCAACCUGUACUCUCAGGAGUGGCUAUAGGAGCAGGGUGGCAAAGCAUUGUAGCAUAUGUGAAUAUGGGGUGUUAUUAUGCCAUAGGUAUUCCUGUAGGUAUUGUACUUGGUAACGUUCUGGAUUUGCAAGUCAAGGGAAUCUGGAUUGGAAUGUUGUUUGGAACGUUGAUUCAAACUAUAGUGCUAAUUGUAAUCACCUACAAAACUAAUUGGGACGAGCAGGUUACCAUUGCUCAGAAGCGUAUUAGCAGGUGGUCGAAGGUGGACAGUCCUGAUCAUGAAAAUGAAGUAGAAAGAAAAAACGUUAGCUAAUUAGUUUCAGUGUCAUCAUCUAUGUACUAUGUUGUGAUACAGCAAAAAAGUAGAUAGCAAUUGUACGUCAUUUUUUUGGUGAAGAAAUGGUUAUUUAUUGAUCAUAAAGUCUUCAAUCAAAAGUAGUGGACUUCUUUCUUACUUUUGAAUUUUUCAAUAGAGACAUUACUUUUGCUCGUACUCGAUUGACCUACUCGGUUAAUGGAUCUUUACGUGCAAGGCAUUAUUAAUGUUACAUGUUCUUAAUUCUCAACUUUAA